This is a messenger RNA of Podarcis lilfordi (Lilford's wall lizard), 23772 nucleotides long. NCBI's taxonomy places the organism in Eukaryota, Metazoa, Chordata, Lepidosauria, Squamata, Lacertidae. The record is from the annotation of a GenBank genome assembly.
CCGGAGCUCGGAGGGGGCGGGGCCAGGGGCGGCGCAGGUCACGUGGGCGUAUAAAAGCGCCCCCCCCCCCGGCCGUUUCCCCCUCCCCCGCCAGGUAAUUUGAGGAGCGGGGAAAGCCGGCGGAGGGGGGGGGGGGAUUCCUGAUGAUAAUAAUAUUGGCAGGCUUAAUAAUUUGGUGGGGGUGAGGGCUGAAAAUAAAGUGGGGGGGGCGCCUGAGGGCACCUAGAAAAUGGGGGCUUGUGGCAGGUGAAUAAAAAGGUGGGGUUGAUAAGGGCGAAACUGGGGAGGGGGCUGUAAUAGGGGGACCCCAAAGGCCCUCUAGUCCAGCCCCCCGGCAAAGCAUGAAAGAAGGGUAUCCUGAGGAGAAUUUGGGGCGUGGGGGGGAGCUGGUAAAAUUGGAGGGGAGGGGCUGCCCUGAGGAGAAUUAUGGGAGAUCAUCCUCCUAGUGGGGGGCAGGGGGGGCUGCAACUGAGGACCAGGGAGGGGGCUUCCUGAGAGGAAUAUUUUGGGGUUGGGGUGUCUUUGGUCCUUUUGUGGGGAGAUGCCCUUGGAGAGUUAAUAUGGGGAUAUUUGGUGGGGGGAGGGGAGAUGUCCUGAGGAUCUGGACACAUAUAUAUAUAUAGAGGUCAUUACAGGACAAAGAAACAAACUGCCAAGUGAUGGGGGGGGCUAGGGUUACUUGCACUUUGACAUGCUUUUGAACUGCUCGCUUGGCAGGAGCAGGGACCGAGCAACGGGAGCUCACCCCGUCAUGGGGAUUCGAACCGCCGACCUUCUGAUCGGCAAGCCCUGGGCUCUGUGGUUUAACCCACAGCGCCUAUUGUGGCAACAGUAGGAUUCAAGGAUUCUCUCCCAUGUCAGACCUCUUCAGAUGAAAUUCAACAACUUAGGCCCAGACCUUUAUUUUGUAUUGCAAAACUUACAAAGAAUAAUAAGAAUAAGCUCUAAGUGGUUUGCAAAAAAAAUUGAAAUGAUCAAUAAAGCACGGUUCCAAACAACUAAAACCUUUCAAAAGGUAAUUAACACUAGCAGCAAGAGAUUAAAGCACACUUUGUCAGCAUUAUCUUGCAUUACCUGACAUUACAUAUUUUACAUUAUCUUGUCAGUUUAUCUUACAGUUUAUCUCUAUUGUAAGGUUAAUGGCAAGAUAAGGACCGCUCAGAAUGCCUAAUGUUAAUUAUUUUUAAAUUUUUAUUUCCACAUUUAUGUACACCACUUCAUUAUGACAGAGCCCCAAAGCGGUUCACAAAAAGAAAAAUUAGAUUAUCAAUAAAAGCAGUUAAAAACAGGUGUUCUUAAAACAUUUCAAAGGUGAUUGAAAUCAACAGUAGCACUAAAAUCAAGGAUGCAUGUAACUCCUACAUGUCUGGAGAGGCUGGCCUAAACAAAAAAUAUUUUAAGCAGGUUCAAAAAAGAGUGCAGUGGAGUUGCCUGCCUGAGGUCAACAGGCAGGGAGUUCCAAAGUGCAGGUUCCACCAUGCUAAAAUUGUUGCCUUCCUACAGCUGUGGCAGGAGUUUUAUUUGGCACUUGUAACCAUGUUAUGAGUCUGUUCUGAGUAUAAGCCGCCCAGAGUGGGUGGGGCAUAUUUUUAUUACUACUACUACAACUACUAUUAUUAUUAUUGGAAUUUGUUGGAUACCACCUCUGGAAAAUGGUAUCCAACCAGCUGCACAAAUAUAAGCCUGGGGACACCUGGCUUGCCAGUAGUAGAUGUGAAAAGGAUUUAGGGGUCUUAGUAGACCACAAGCUGAACAUGAAUCAACAGUGUGAUGCAGCAGGGAAAAAAGUGAAUGCUAUUCUAGGCUGCAGCACCAGAAGUCUUGUGUCCUGAUGAAGGGAAGUCAUAAUCCUGCUCUGUUCUGCAGGUCAGAUCACACCCCUGGAGUCCUGUGUCCAGUUCUGGACGCCACAAUUUAAGAAGCAAAAAUGGUGAUUGGUAUUUGUGUGCGUGUAAGGGCUCUGUUCUAAAGGUAAUAAUAGGUUGGCUAGGACCCGGGAGACCUGGCUUUGGAUCCACACUCAGCCAUGAAGCUCUCCAGCUGCCCUUGAGCCAGUCACUGCUUCUCAGCUGAAUCUGCCUCACCGGGUUCUUGUGAGGAUAAAACGGGGGCCAGGACAGAACCAUGCACAGCUUACAUACAGGGUCACGUUUAAGGUGCUGGUUUUGACCUUUAAAGCCCUAUGCGGCCUAGGACCCUCGUACCUACAGGACCACCUCUUCCGGUAUGCCCUGCGGAGACCUUAAAGUCCACAAAUAACAGCACUGGAGGUCCCAAGUCGCAAGGUGGUUAGAUUGGUCUCAACUAGGGCCUUUUCAGUACUGGCCCCGACUUGGUGGAACGCUCUGUCACAAGAGACCAGGGCCCUGAGGGACUUGACAUCUUUCCGCAGGGCCUGCAAGACAGAGCUGUUCCACCUGGCCUUUGGUAUGGACUCAGUCUGACCCUUAAGUUUCCCUUCCCUUAGGGUUUUGAUCUAUGGGCUAAUUUUAAAAUGAGGCUGCAUUUUAAAUUGUAUUUUAACCCGUAUUUUAAUAAACUGGUUUUUUGUUUGUUUGUUUGUUUGUUCUCUCCCCCCCCUCCCAUUAUGUUUUAUUGAAAUUUUAUUGGUGUUAGCCACCCUGAGCCCGGCUGUGGUUGGGGAGGGUGGGGUAUAAAUAAAAAUGUAUUAUUAUUAUUAUAAGAAAGAAAGAAAUUGUCUAGGGUUUAUUGUAAAGUCCACCGUAGAGACUGCAAACAUUGCCGUAUAAAACCUUUGAAACCGUCUUUUGCACCUCAGGUUGUUCAAGGCUACUGAGCCAACGUGGGAGAGACUGCAGGGCUCUGCAACGAAAUGUCGGGCGUCAUCACAGCCUUCUUUCACCUUCUUGCCCUCUGGGGGACGAUCCGGUCACUCAACAACACACAGGGUCUUCUGGACUGUGUACCAAGAAAAACGGUGGUGUACCACUGUGGGUGUCCCACAACAAUUGUUAAUGAAAAGGGUGCUGAGGCAGUCUGUAGGACUCUGUCAGCCUUUGCCAACCUGGUGCCCUCCAGAGGUUUUGGACUAAAACUCCCAUCAAUUGGAGGGCACCAGCUGACAAAGUCAGGGCUAGGGAGAUCUGAUACAACAGGGCAACUUCUUGUUUUCUUAGAAGGGAUCAUUUUCAUUAUUGUUAUAGCUGGGGUAACAGUGCAUAUUAGAAACUAAUAAAAUGUAGUAUUCAGAUAAUAUUUGUAUAUGAAGGGAAAAUACAAGCUUCAGAAUUGUGCCAGGCAAAGAAUUAAUGGGUUAGUUUAUGCAAACCAACCUGGCCAGGCUAGCUAAGGCUAGCUGUUAAGGAACAAUGGGGAACCAAGUACUGAGCUAUUAAGAAUUGUCUGCUCACCCAGGAGUGGUCGGAACUGGCAGGUUGCCAAGGUGGCGGUGGGUGUGAUGUAACAGGAAAAUUUGUACUUUUUGAAAUCUAAAUGUUUGCUGGAGGUGGAGUGUAGGAGGGACAAGCUCCUCCUGAGGUGAGAACGCUGUAAGGGCACAUGAGAUUGGGUCCACAAAAGGCUGGAGGCCACAUAGGGUAUUGCCCCUCUGUAUUCUAAAGCUAACUUAUUUACAUCAGGUUGAAUCCGGAGACUUGCAUUUGUUGAACUUGGGCCCCACCAAAAUCAAUGUGAACAUUUAAGCACAGCAGAACCUGAGUCCCGUGCAUUUCCAUGAGAAACUUGGGGCAGCUGACGUAGUCUGGAUUCAACCCAUCACCUGUAGACCAAUUUACCACUGGCAGGGAACAAAACAGAAAAGCAAAGGCUUGGAUCUUUGUUCCACACGGAGUAGACCCACCAAAAGAAAGCAAUGCAAGAGAAACUAUAAGUAAAUCUCUCUGUUUUGCAGCAGAUAGAAUUAUUAUAUGAUAUAUAAUUAUAUAAUUCUACAUCAGAUCAUUAUGAUUAUAGUGACAGUAAUGUUCGCUAAUUUUUAAUGCUAUUACUAUAAGCCAUUUUGAGCUCAGCGUUGCUGGGAAAGUGGAAUGCAGAUACCCAGAUAGUUGUUUUCAAGUCAUCUUUAGGCCUUGUCUUCUCUCUCCCAUUUAUAUUCCAUUUAAAUUUCAUUGUACACAGGUUGUACAUUGACAAUAAAGGCAUUAUUAUUAUUAUUAUAGCUGAGAAUUUUAACGUUUUUUGGAAACAAGGACUAUCCCAUUUUUCCACCCUCUUCCUGAGUGACGAAACCAACAUUUUGUAUGUGGGAGCCAAAGGCUAUAUCCUUGCUUUGGACUUGAGUGAUAUCUCUAAAGAAAUAACCAGGGUAUGUAAUAUUAAUUUAUUAUUAUUUCAUUGUUUAAAAUAUUCACACGUGUGUCUUUCAGGAGACUUUUUGCAAAGAAACCAAAUUGUCAGAUUAUGUCUAGUCCCUUGUUUUCUUUUACUUUUUUAAAAAAGCCUAACUUAAAAGCUUUUUAUGUCAGGGCUGGGAGGUGGAAAAUAGGAACCUGCCUUGCCCCGGGUGAGAUGACUUGUCCAUUUAGUGCAGCAUUGUCUACUCUGACUGGCAGUGGCUCUCCAGACUGAGAGAAGGUCUUUCCUAAUAACCUGAUAUCCUUUUACCUGGGGAUGACGGGGAACCUUCUGCCUUUGUGGCAUGUGAGUGAGCCCCCUUGCAAGGCAAGCCGCUGAAAGAGCAUCUGUGGGUGGGCGAAUAUGCCCUAAAAACAUAACAAAAAAAGCUUCACAGCUCUGGGAAAAACUGGAAAAAAAAGCUCAACAACUUUGCCCCAAAAGUAAGCCUAGUAUUUCCACUUCCAGCCCAGGAAGUGUUCAGCUAAAAGCAGUGGUGACUAUAAAGUAGAAAAUGGAAUUGGUCUGCAGUCUCCGUUCACUCAUCUUCAUGUUUCAUUUGCUUUUGGGUUCCUAGGAGGCCUGGUUUGCCCCAGAGAACAGGAAGUUUGAGUGCCUUCGACGAGGAAAGAGUAAAGUAGGUCUUGGCCGUGGUGCUUCUGGGUCACUUUAGCAAUGUGGGUCUCUGUCCAGGGACAGAGUGCAAUCCACGGACUCCAAUUGCCCUCCCUGGAGACGGUAACUCUCCGGAGGCAGAUUUGGGACCUCUGGCUGCAAAUCUCUUAAGACCCUCACCAGGUUUAGGAAGCUGCCUUAUACACUAAGUCAAACCUUUGGUCCAUCUAACCCAGACUGGUGACUGGGAGCAGCCACAUAACACCAGUCCUAAAGGAACUACACUGGCUUCCGGUACAUUUCCUAGCAAAAUCCAAAAUGUUGGUGCUGACCUAUAAAGCCCUAAAUGGCCUUGGCCCAUAGACCUGAAGGAGCGAGGGCCUUCUGGUGGUUCCCUCACGUCAAAAAGUGAGGUUACAGGGAGCCAGGUAGAGGAUAGCAAGAUGGGACACCCUCCCAUCAGAUGUCAAGGAAAUAAACAGCCAUAAGACUUUCCCAAGAUAUCUGAAGGGAUAUCAGUAAGUUUUUAAUGUUUGAUAUUUUGCUGUGUUUUGAUUCUGUUGGAAGCUGUCCAGUCAGAUGGCUGGGGUACAAGUAAUAAAUUAUUAUUAUUAUUAUUAUUAUUAUUAUUAUUAUUAUUACCAUCAUCACCACCACCACCAUCUACCCUGACGGGCAGCGCUGUCCAAGGCAUCUCUCUCAGUGAGUUGCUGAGUCUUUGAAUGAAUGAACAAAUCCCUGCUAUCUUCAGUAUUGUAAGUCAGGUGACUUUUGAGUCUAGACUUGGCUGCUUAACUCCAGUAGCAGAAUAGCUUUCAGAGCUACGUGUGCUUUUGAUCUGUUUCCCCCUUCCCCCCACUGUUUCAUUUUGUGUGUGUGUGUGUUGUUGUUUUUUAAAAGGCAGAUUGCCAGAAUUACAUCCUCAUUCUGCAUAAGAUAAAUGCCACCAGCUUAUAUGUUUGCGGAACCAAUGCGUUUUAUCCUGCUUGUCGUUACAUGGUAAGUUUGCAAAAUACCUAUAAGUAUCGUGCCCUAGUGUCAGGGACUGGGCAGAUGCAGAGGAGUGAUGGAGACCACCUCCCCAGGAGCCUUCCAGAGAGGAGGAAGGGGCAGAUAGUGUAGAUCUACAGGACUGGUUCGACACAGGGCACACCCAAGAGGAAGAACAAGAGGGAAGAAGUUGGGAAAUAAUGGGAGAUGAGAAUCUAGGUAGCAUUGAGCAGGCAGAGCCCGAGCAGCAGCUGACUGACACGCUGUCACUGGGGAGACUCCCAGAACCCAUUCCCUCCCCACAAACCAGGCGUUCACUGAGAAUAGCAGAGCAGAGGGAUUGAAGGCAGGCGGCCCUGAACAGCAACUGUAUGAGAGGGGAGGAGUCUGAUGAACAGGGAGGUACGAAGAAGGGGUGUGUAGUGUGUGGAGCUUCACUCAGAGCAACAUUAGAUACUGAAAGGUGCUUGGUUGCCUUGCCUUGGCAUCUGGAAUAAUAGUAAAAAGAACUAAAAAGCCUGUGUUUUCUCUGCCUUUCUGCUUUCCUGGGCAGUCAGCCAGGAGCUGUCAACAGCACCCUGACACCUCCCCUUUCUCAUAUAGUGUAGUUGGGGGAGGGCCAUAGCGCAGAGGGGGAGCAACGGCCUUGAAUGUAGAAGGUCCCCAGGUUCAAGUCGCCAGUGGCACCUGCAGCUGGAGCUGGGAGAGUUUCCUGUCUGAAACCCUGGAUAGCUGCUACCAGUCUGUGCGGGCGAUACUAGGCCAGUUGGACCACUUGCCUCAGUAAAAAGCAGCGUCCUCCGUUGGUUAGCGCAUGGUGCUAAUGAUGCCAAGGUCAUGGGUUCAAUCCCCUUAUGGUCCAAGAGGUCUUCAGUUCCUGCUUUGCAGGGGUUUGGACUAGAUGAUCCUUGGGGUCCCUUCCAACUCUACAAUUCUAUGAUUCUAUGUUCCAUGAUCUGUGAGUUCUGUUCCCCUUAAAAGCAUUGUUUAUUUGUUUAUGUUGCUUUAAAGCAUAUAUGUCUACUUCAGAGUAACUUCUCUUAGGUUUUAACUCUAAAAAAGUGCGCAGGCAGCUCUGGCAGCUAAAACCCUGUUCUUUGAGCAAAGCUUUCAGUAGCAGAAGUGCUUGAUGUUUUAUUGUGUUUUUAUAUUUUGCUGGUAGCUGCCCUGAGUGGCUGGGGCAACCCAGGAGAGUCCUGAUGGUUGAACAGAGAGGCCUGCAUCUAUUGGCCCUCCCCUUCUCACCUCUUGCCCCUUCCAUCCCUGCCAUGUGGCCCCCUGAGGGAAUGUGGGCCUCACCUUGGCUGCUGUCUCUAAACAGAAAAGCUCCGCUCAUUUGGUUUUGCUUGGUUUGCAAAUAGGUCAUGGACAAUAGGAAGCUAAAGCUGCUGUCCAAGGUGGUAGAAAGCCGGGGAAGAUGCCCCUUUGAGCCGAGGACACGAUACACGUCUCUGGUGGUUGGUGAGUUUUCUCAUUGUCACAACACCAUCAGGAAGGAGCUGAGAUCUUUCCCACUUAGUCAUGGCUGCCGAGUGCUAAUUGUUCCAAUUAGGUGUUUGGGGAUAUUUUGGCUCUGUUGUGUCCUUUCAGGCCUUGAACAAAAGACUGGCUUGAAAAGGGCAAUCAGAAAGCCGAUUUAUUUUUAUUUUGUUACACACAGCCCAGUCUGUCUGCUUGCAUAAAGCCAGCCUCCCCGCCCCCGCCCCCCCCUGGACUUUCCCCAAAGUUAGUCAUGUCCAUCCAUUUCAAUGGCUCUGCCCUGAGUAGGGCUAACACUGGAUACAGUUCUGAGAUGCUAACAGCAUUUUUCCAGCUCCACCCACCUUUAAUCCUUCCGUCUUGGGUGCUUAAUAUUUUGAAUGAUUCUGGGUCAUGAUUGUAGCCAGGAUUUAUGUUAGAUGGGGGCCAGGACACCCACCUGUCAUCAUCCUCUGUCUGGCUCUGUCUAGCAGAUUUGGAAUGAAAUGUCUUCUUUUGACCCCAAGCACUCAGAAAAAUCUGUCAAAACAUUUGGCUGGAAACCCAGCCAGAUGGGCGGGGUAUAAAUAAUAACAUUAUUAUUAAAUUAUAAUUUCAAAUAUUCUGGUUAUUUAUACUUUUAGUUAAGUAUUUUUAUUUAUUUACUUGUUUGGGGGGGCAGCUGCCUCCAGGCUACGCCCAUGUACUCGCUUGCCCUGCUUCUGAAUAUAGCCAUCAGCCUGUCAUGCACACACAAAAUACUUGCCUGUUCUCUGUAAUUAGUGCCAGAGAUUUAUAAAAAGCCUGUCUCUUUAUUCUCCUGCCCAGACGGUGCACUUUAUUCCGCCACUUCAAACAACUUCUUGGGUUCGGAGCCAAUUAUACUACGGAGUUUGAGGAAUCCUUUAAGGACGGAAUUUAAAGCGUCAUGGCUUAACGGUAAGUCUCUUUUUUUAAAAAAAGGUAUGUCACUUUAACCCCUACGCCAGGCAAAUGUCGCCAAUUAAUGGAGCUUGGAGGUGCAGUGCUUAUUUCGAUCUCGUGACAGCAUCUGCCUGCCUCUGCCUCUUGUCAUGUACUGGGCCCUUUGCACAUGCAAUUAAAUCUGCCAUUGUUGGAAAACACACACCCUGCCUCGACGUCUUCUGGCGAGAAAGCGGCGCAGCAGCCAAACGCUACGUGCACAGCUUUUCUUUACAUGGUAGCUUAAAAAACAUGUUUUCAUUAAAACACCAAACAGAUUUUGUUAAAGGGAGAUCUUUAAAAAACAAAACAAACCAUCAAACCAGGCUAGUGCUGGAGGGGAUUUUUAAAGUAGCCCAAGUCCAUGUUUUAAAAUACAGUAUCCCAGUCCUUAGAUUGAAAGAGAUCCAGGGAACUGGUGCACAGGUUUGGUUCAGGAAAGAUUUGGGUUGGGGGUGAGUAAAAACGUGUUGUUACUGUGUCCUCCACAGUCGGCUGACAAUUUGCUUAUGCCCCAUUACUGUGCAUGUGGUGCAUACACUGUUAACCCUGCAGAUAGGGCCGAGGUGACAGCAGCAAUUGGUGCAAUGGCUAUUGAGGUCACAAAGGCACACUAGAGCAAAUGGAAGUCAAUUUGGGCUGGCUCCUUUGCGUGUUGCCUAAGCCACAGCCAUCGCCUCCCCACGCACCUAGCCAGCUUCUUCCCAGCUGCACCUCUCACAAAGCAGUUGGGCAAGGACAGGCACUUGUAAAUGCACCGAGCAUUUCUAUAAAAGCUAAGGCUCUCCGUAUUAUCUUGACCCUGGUUCCUUCCUAAUUUCAUUUCCCUUCGGCCUCAUUCUCCGUCUUCUCGUAGAAUCAUGGAAUCCUGGAGUUGGGACCCUGAGGGCCAUCUAGUCCAACCCCCUGCAAUGCUUAAGGACCACCUCUCCCCAUAUGAACUGACCCUGAUCCUGUGUUCAACCUCUGAGGCCCUUCUUCAUGUUCCUCCUCCAUGAGAGAUCCAGAGGGCAGCCGCAUGAGAAUGGGUCUUUUCGGCAGUGGCUCCCCAUCUGUGGAGUGCUCUCCCCAGGAAGACUCACUUUGUGCCUUCAUUACAUAUCUUUAAGAUUUCUCUAUAACCAGGUCUUUGGCUGAUUAACAUUCUAUGGUCUUUUCAAUGUGUUUGUGGGAGGGGGAAUUAUGAGUUUGUUUUUGUUUUAUUGUGUAUUUUGUGUUCUCAUUUUGCAUUUUAUGUUGUGAAGCACCCUAUGAACUUUUAAAAAGGAUGAAAUAUACAAACUUAAUAACUAAAUAAAUAAAUACCGCAAAUGGCUUUGCCUUCCGUGGAACCACCUAUAGAUGCUAUCACAGCCUCUCAGCCGAUUAGCUUUGCAGGCUUCCCUGCUGCAAAUAAGCAAGCUACAAUAUGGAUGACCUUUCAUGUCUCAACAAUAAGCGCCAUCUUUCAGCUUAUUAAAUUUUGUUAUUAAAUUUUUAACUUGCAAUCAAGUUCCUCCCAAGGGGGCUCCGCCACCGAUGUUUUUGCAAUUUGUAAACGUGCUCCCCGUGAUUAAGCGCUUCCAAAUCAGAUAAUUAAUCCAUAAAUAAAGUUCUUUAAUCUGUUGACAGGCCUAUUUUCACCCAUUUUCCUUGCCAUCAGAAAGGCUUUAUUCGCUCUGCCUUGUCGCAACAGAAAGGAGAUGCAAGGCAAUUUAAUUAAUUUCUAUAAAUGGCCCCUUUAUUUAAAUGAGGGCAAGAAUGUUCUCAUUUAGCCUGAGUGAUAACAAACUGUCCUUUCUGUGAAGGAGUAAUCUAGGUUUCUUUGUACCGCUGGAUGCCUGAUGUUAAUCUAUGCUGAUUUUUGCUGUUUGCGAGUUUCAACACAGAAGGGGAGAGAGACCCAAGCAAGGAUGCACAAAACACUUGAAAUUUUAAAAUAAGGGAACUCACCUCCCUGCUUUUAUUCAGUUUCAGGGCCUCUUGAAAAUCAUUGGGCGAUUAUGUUUCCCUUUUUUCUUCUUGAUGACUGCUGCGUGCUGUUUUAUUGUUAUUUUAUUGCGCUUUAUUGCCUUUCUGUACACUGCCCUGGGAGUCUUGCACUGAGUGUCGGAACGUCUAGAGGAGGGAUCUUUCAAGCGCCUGAUGAAGUGUGUUCCGUUCCGCAAGAUAUUGGGAAUGCAAGAAGAGCUGGACCUGAUCCAACAGACUCUUCUUAUGUUCACAUGGUCCAUUUAGGAAAAGGGCGCUGCCCCACCAACCUCAGUCUGCCCUCACUUGUCCCCCACCUGCCUGCCUUGUUUCUUGUUUUUUUUUUGUUCAGUCAUUUAGUCAUGUCCGACUCUUCGUGACCCCGUGGACCAGAGCACGCCAGGCACUCCUGUCUUCCACUACCUCCCGCAGUUUGGUCAAACUUAUGCUAGUAGCUUCGAGAACACUGUCCAACCAUCUUGCCUUCUGUCAUCCCCUUCUCCUUGUGCCCUCCAUCUUUCCCAACAUCAGGGUCUUUUCCAGGGAGUCUUACCAGUCUACUGUUGGCCUCCCUGCCUUUCACCCUACCCAUCCCCAUGGGCGCCAGGUGCCCCAACGGGAAGCCCACAAGCAAGACGGACACACAAGAGCAACUCUCCCCUCCUGAGGUUUCCCUUGCCUGCCUCUGACAGUGGCGGAAGGGCAGAGCCAUCAUGACUGGUAGCCAUGGAUAGACUUCACUUCCUCAUCCUCUUUUGAAACCAUCUAGGUUGGUGGCUAUCACUACUGAUUAGGGCUGGGUGAUACCUGGUUUUCAACAUCGCAGUGUAUCACCAGCUAAACAUUGCAAUAUACAUCAGAAUGUCUGAAAUAGGGAUGGAGCUGGUUUUCAGCUUUGUGAUAUAUCAGCAGCUAAACAUCACAAUAUGCUGAUAUAUCACAAUGUCUGAAAUAAGAAUGGAGUUAUGUAGAGGCAUUGGCUGGCUUCACUGCUUUUCCCACAUUGUGAUUUUUCACACGUGCGCACACACACACACACACACACACACACUAUAUAUAUUGCCAGGUCAAAAAUUAUGAAACCGAUAUCACAAUAUGGACUUCAAACUGGUUUUGGAUGAUAUAUUGAUGCUAUAAAAUCAUUUUUGUUGGGUGCUGCAGAACUCUUCCCCCCUCCCCAUUUUGGUAUCGGAGGGGGUAGAUUCCCUCCUCAAGGAGUCAUGAAGUUUGGAAGCCUGAGUGGCGAGCGUACGGUGCUUCAGCUGGUUAGGAUCCUGCCCCUGACAUUGACCAACAGCCCUGUGUCAUUGACUUCUUCAGAGCCCACCUUCGUUCACAUGGAUCUCGUGCAGGAGAAUGGGGCAGGCUCCGACUUGGACAGAGUUUAUGUCUUCUUCACAGAAGCGGCGGUUGAGUUUGACUUCUACGACAAACUUCUGGUCUCGCGGGUAGCUCAGAUCUGCACAGUGCGUACCUGGACCCCUUGAUUGUCUUACCAGUGCGGGAAAAGGUCCUCCAUCCCUAGGCUAGAACAUGGCACCUUCAGUUCUGUGUGGAAGAGGUGGGAGAAAGAGAAAAGGGGGUGCCAGGAAGAAAAGGGCGGGCCCCAUCCACUUUAGCUCUGACCCUGCCCACUAUUGGCACGAAGCUCCCCCAGCCCUGCCCAGGGAAUGAGGCCCUGAUUCAUGGGAGGGGGAAGAGUUGCUCGCUGCUAUCUUGUGGGGUUAUUUUCCACAGGGUGAUCUCGGUGGGAGGCGCACCCUGAAGAAAAAGUGGACCUCCUUUCUAAAGGCCACCCUAGUCUGCUCAGCUCCUGAAUCAGAUUUUCAGUUCAAUGUCCUCCACGCCGUCUUCAUGAUCAAAACAACCAACUGGCAGGAAAGCAUAUUUUAUGGGAUUUUCACCCAGCAGUGGUAAGAUUUUCUCACAGCCAUAAGAACAUAAGAAGAACGCUCCUAGGCCAGCGUCCUGUCCUCGCUGUGGCCAAACAGUUGCCCCAAAGGGAAGCCCUCAAGCAGGGCCUGAACACAAGAGCCCCCCCCCUCCUGUCGUUUCCAGCACCUGGGAUUUGGAGGCAGAGCCUGGCCAUCAGGGCCAGAACCAAUCAAUAGCCUUCUCCUCCCUGAGUUUCUUUUAAAGCCAUCAAAGUUGGCAGCUGUCACUGGCUCCUGUGGCAGGGAGUUUCAUAGUUUAAAUGUGUGCUGUGUGAAGAAGGACUGUGUUGUAAGAAUUCUAAGGUCUGAAAUAUAGAAUAAAUGUUCAUAAAUGCACAAGGUAAGCACACAUACAUCAGUAAAUAAAUCACAUGUCUGAAAUAGUUCUGGGGGGGAGGGAAUCCUGAUGCCAUCUUGAUUCUUAAUAACCCAAAAUAUUUCCUCUACAGAAGGAAAUAUAUUGGAGAAACCUUUCCCAGUAGUUCUUUUCACUUACGAAUCCUACAAAAUCUGUUUUAAGGGCAUAUUUGUGUAUGAAUAGGGUGGGCCUCUGACCCGGAUUGAAGAACUAAAGUAUUUAACAUCUCAAAAGAAUGGCCAGGCUGCCCAGGUAAUGCAGUCAAAAAAACAUUAUCAGGUAUCCUGGCAGACAGGAGAGAUGACUGCACACUCAAAUUUUUCUUCUGGAACCCCUCUUUCUGUGAUGUAUGUAUGGUGCUUUUAGUUACCGUAUUUUUUGCACCAUAACACUCACUUCCCCCCCCCUAAAAAGUAAGGGGAAAUGUCUGUGCGUGUUAUGGAGGGAAUGCCUACGGGUGGCAUGCCUACGGAUUUUCCUCCUCUAAAAACUAUGUGCGUGUUAUGGUCGGGUGCGUGUUAUAGAGCGAAAAAUACGGUAAGUCUUUGGCUAAGGGGUUAGGCAAUGUCUAAAGUACGUAAAAGUUUCUGCACACUUUGUUCUUGGUCUUUCACAUCCUUGCAAGGAGGGCGGGGUACUCUGUCGCAACAGAAAAAUAAAGAUCUGCCUUGCUUUCUCUGGAUCCUACCUCCAUCCAUUCUUCUCAUGGACUUAGGGGACUCAGAGCCCAUUGGGGAGUUGGGCAGCAAAAGCCAACCUCCAGUUUUUCCUUCAAAAAAGGGUGGGGAACAUGUGAGCAUAAAGCAGAAACCGCAGCCACCAUAGCGAUGUCGCUACACCAGCCUUCUUUGCGUGUUUUCCCUGCAACUCCCAACAGCCCAGAUAAGAGCAUAUGGCAAUGAUGACAGAACUACAUCAGCCAUCCCACAGGAAUGGCAGAAAAAGCCUCACUAAAGGCCCGUUAACAUGGCAGCAACACAAGCUUUUAUUGAGGUCUUGUGAAUAAUUGACAGAUACAACUUAAGGGCGGCCCACAUUUCGGUACCCUGGUUUGACUCAAGGCAGAAGUCUCCUUUGUGAAUAAUUUUCUCCCCACUGCCCCACCCUUUCUGUUUCUGACUUUUUCUUAUGAAGAAGCUUUGUCACCAAAGGAUGAUUGGGAAAAGUGGGCAUCUCAAGAUUGCAAUUAGCACCUGAGAAACAGUGAAUGCAUCAUGCAGACUGUGUGGCCGAGCUGUGCUGUUGUUUCCCCCCCGGCCUGUAGAAUUAUUGUUGCCAAACCUCUGCUGGAGCAAAUGGGAGAGAAGUGCCUGUUUCUGUAAACAGUAAAUUGGUAAAUUAACCAAUUCUUUGUUUAUUCGGGAGGCACUGUAGUUCACUGUGAUGAGCCACCCGCUUUGCAUACAGAAAGUUCCAUCUCUGGCAUCUCCUGUUUGGGGAAAAAAGGUAGGAAAGGGAAAGAUCUUUCUCUGCCUGAGAACUUGGACCAUGCUAGCUGUACAGUCUUUGGCUCGUUGGACAGCCAAGGAUAAGGCAGCUUCAUAGGCUGAGCCCAAAUCCCCCCGCCUUCAGAGAUGGCUGCUUCUUGCAUCUCUGCAUGAUUUGCUUCUUCCACUUCUGAAGAGUGGGAGGGAGUUUUUAUCUUAUUUGUGGGCAUAUUUCUUCAUCAGACAAAUCCUUUGGUUGUUCCAGAAGCAGGGAGGCAUUCUGGAAAGACUUGCUCUGUCACAGAACUGAUUUCCUCUCCAUCUUGUUUCAGGGGGAGAUUGGACAUCUCCGCCAUUUGUGCCUUCAGGAUGGAAGCUGUUCAAGACCUCUUCCAGAAAGGAAACUUCAAAGGCCCCCUUGCCGUUGAGAAUUCAUAUGCAAAAUGGGUGGUGCACAGGGGAGAGGUCCCCACGCCUCGGCCGGGCGCUGUAAGUUGUCCCCCUCCCUUCCCUGGUUGACCAUCUAUGCCCCCAUGUGGUAAGUGUUCAAGUGGAUAUCACUUGUACCAAACAGGUGAACGUCUGAAUAAAAGGAAUACUGUAACCAUCUUCCUUUUUCUAGUGCCUCAACACUUCUGCCAGGCACCAGGAGGGAUACAGCUCUUCCCUUGACUUGCCGGACAGAGUCCUCCAGUUUGCCAGGGACCAUCCCCUGAUGGAUGGCACUGUAAACCCCAUCGGCCACCAGCCAGUGUUGGUCAAAAGAGGCGUGCGAUACACACAUCUUGUGGUAGACCAAACUAGUGGCAUGGAUAAUGCAACGUACGACAUCCUUUUCCUAGGGACAGGUAAGCCAACUUCCUAGACUGGGAAUCGCCAGCAUGGCACAAGCAGGCGCCCGUGUGCCCUCUGCUACCUCCCAUGGAGUCCGCUGAAGGUCUCAGGAAACGCCUCCAAAAUCUGCCAUGCUUGAGAGACUCUUUGCUUUUCCUGCUCAGUCUCUCUCACAUAAAACACUCCCUCUCUAAACAUGCCUUCCUUUUGCUGGGUGCCAAGAUGGGGCGGUCAUCCUCCCAUCUGUUCCAAACAAAGGAGAGGGGCAAAGAACUUCUUUCUUGGAGUGAAGGGGGGGCUGAUGUAGGCAUCCCCCCCCCCCGCAAGGUUGACGGGGCGGCUACCAGGAAGCAGGGGAUGUCCCUAUUUUCAUCAGAGAAAUGUGGGAGGAUAUGGUUAUGCGACCCCUGAGCCGAGGAGAUAAGUAACUAUACAUACCUUUAGAAGACAUCUGAAGGCAGCCCUGUGUAGGGAAAUUAUUAAUGUUUAAUGUUUUAUUAUGGUUUUUUUAUAUAUGUUGGAAGCCACCCAGAGUGGCAGGGGCAAGCAGCGACUUUACCAAGGUCUUUUUGGCUUCUUUAUCAGAUGAAUAAAGUACCUUUUUAGGAGGGCGGGAGUCUUAACCUCACAUUUUUCCUGCUUUUGAGUAAUUUAGACCUUGGUUCCUUCAAAACAGUGGUCCCUUCUCUUCUCUCCACCCCAUUUACUUUAAUUGGGGUUUAAAAGUGUGCUUGAUUUUGUGCAGAUAAGGGCUAUUUGCAUAAAGCUGUCAACCUCCAGGGGGAGAUUUUCAUUGUGGAAGAGUUACAGCUGUUUCCAUCUCCAGAGCCUGUGCAGAUACUCAAGCUGGCUGCACAAAAGGUAGGACACCUGUCCUGAUCCAUCCAUUCUGGUUUCUCUCACUUACUCAUCUUUCCGAAACUUCAGUUCAGCUUUCUACAAUUCUGCAGCAAUUUGCAGUUUAUUAAUUUUCAAGUUUUGAAAAUCCAGUGACAUUUGGGUCUGAAUUUCUCCCCACGUUGACCUUUUUUGUUGCAGUUUCCCCUUUUGCAGAGCAGUUUCCCUCAGCACAAUGGAUUUUUGUAUGUUAGGCAUUUUUAUGUUUAACCUGUCAUGUGUCCGUUUUGUACGUGUUGCCUGGCUGGAGAACUGAAAUGCCAAAACCGGAGAAACUGAAAUUUGAAAGAGUGGCUGCCUUUCAGCUUGGCCUUUAAAUGCCUACAUGGGCUGCGCAGCAUGACACCACACCUUCCUCACCGUUUACCCUUUUCCUUUCACAUCAUUUUAUUCAUUUAGCUAUUGCAUUUGCACCCCACAUUUCCCUCCAAGGGUCACCUGCUUCUCCUGCUCCUCCUCUAAUCCCCACAACAGCCAUGUGAGGUAGGUCAGGCGGGGAGGCAAGGACUGGCCCACUGCCGCCCGGUGAGCUUCUUGACUGAGUGGAGAUUUGAACCAUGGCACCCCAGGUCCUAGCCUGACACGUCUUCUUCUGCCUGCCCUUUUGCAUGCAUCUCUUUCAUGUACAGUUUAGUCCAGUGCAGGAAAGAUGUCUUAGAAUCAGAGUUGGAAGGGGCCACAAGGGUCAUUUGCCCACCCCCCUGCAACAUGUCCAGCCUGGAACCCAUGGCCCUGAGAUUAAGGCUCUCAUGCUCCAUACCAGCUGAGCUACACCGCAGUCUUGUCUGCUUGGUGCUCCCUUUCCAGGGCCUGUUGUAUGCUGGGUCUGCCUCCCGGCUGGUGCAGCUCCCCUUGGCGACCUGCAGCCGGUACAAGUUCUGCCUUGACUGUGUCUUAGCCAGGGAUCCUUACUGUGCCUGGUCACUGCCUCUUGGCGCCUGCAUCCCCGUGGUGAACCAGUCUGGGGGUUUGCGGUGAGUAGCACAACCCCUGCCCUGUGGGAUACAUAAUAAGAAUAGCUAUUAGCAUUUAUGCAGCAUUUGAGAGGGUUUGAAAGCUACGCCGUGCAUUAUUUACCAUUCACUUAACAUCACUGCCUCUCAUUUCACUCUGAGCCCUCUAGGCGACCUCCGUGCCUGUAACUGAAACAAACACACAUUAUUCUUCUGCUUACUUCUACCUCCCUUAGCUCAGUGGCAGAGCAACUGUGUGGCAUGCAGAAGGGCCAGGAUCCACCCCAGCGUCUCUACACAGGGCUGGGGAAAAACCCCAUCUGACACCCUGGAGAGCUACUUCUGGGGCAGAUGGACCCAUGAUCUCUUGGUGUAAGGCACCUUUCUGUGCUUCUGUUUCAAUAAGCUCUUAAGCCAAAGCCAGGAGGACUGGAAUCUUACUCGAACUUUAAGGGUUGGAGCAUGCAGAAUGGCCUCUGCAUCUCCAGGCAAGACCAGUAUUGCCCAAACUCCCAGCUGUUUUUGGACUACAAUGCCAAUCAUCACUGACCACUUGUCCUGCUAGUUAGGGAUGGUGGGAGUUGUAGUCCAACAACAGCUGGAGACCCAAGUUUGGGAAACUCUGGAGACAAUCGUGAGCUAGACGAACCAGCAAUAUGACUUGACACACAGCAGCUUUGUGGUUUUCUGUGGAAAACUUAGCUCUUUGUUCAAGACCAUGAGGACUAGAAUCUUAAAUUUAUCUGUAAAGGAAGGAACAGUGGUCUGACUCAGUAGAAGCUCCCCUCUGUACCCCUGUGAAUCAGAACCUUUCCUCAGAACCAUGAGGACUAGGAUUUUAGUUUAUUUUGAGGGGGAGGACCAUAGUUCAGUGACAUGUCCAGAAGAUCAUGUCCAGAAGAUCUCACGUUCCAUCACCGGCAUCUCCAUAUGGGGCUGGGGAAAAGCUUCUCUGUCUGUUACCAGAGACUGAACUGGGCUGGCACAGUGUGCUUCCCACCUACCAGGCUCCAGCCCUGCCUGUGCGGAGAAUAAACGCUCAAGGUGAGGCUUUGAAACCCACGCACUCAGCGUGCGCCACCGAAGCACAUUGUUCUCUGCUCUCUCUUCACAGGAGAGUCCCUGUUCGCUCCGAGCCCCUCAGCCAUGAUUCUGUGAAUUUCAAGGCCAGGCGAGGGUGCUUUCUGAGAGAAGUGGUUGCGCAACGCCAAAUGCUUUUUCAUGCCUGCAUGAAGUAUUCAUGUUAAUUCGCCUCUUCCUCCCUGCAGGGAUCUGAUUCAGAGUGUCAGGAAUGGUGAUGCCUCCAGGUGCCCUGAAGUGGGUAGGGGAAUGUUUUUUAUAUGUAUAUAUUUAUUAUUAUUAUUAUUGUUGUUGUUAUUAUUUUCUGGAGAUAAUAGGGUCUGUAAGCAAGUGCUCUGCCUGGGUGUAGUUAGCCAGUUCACAAGUGGUGCUCAGGGCCAGAGGUUAAACUGGGUAGGGAAACACAUGUAAAUUUUACCUUUCUAAAGCUGGCGCCAUAAUGAUCCAUAGGAUGCCAAGUUACAGAAGGUAUACUGUGUCCAGAGCAACUGCUCCAUCUGGUGCGCCGGCUGAGAGUCUGUGGUCAGCAAACUUUUUCAGCAGGGGGCUGGUCCACUGUCCCUCAGACCUUGUAGGGGGCUGGACUAUAAUUUUUUGGGGGGAAUGAACAAAUUCCUAUGCCCCACAAAUAACCCAGAGAUGGGCUUUAAAUAAAAGGACACAUUCUACUCAUGUAAAAACAUACUGAUUCCCAGACAGUCCAUGUGCCGGAUUUAGAAGGCGAUUGGGCUGGAUCCAGCCUUAGUUUGCUUACCCAUGCCUGAGACCUACCUGCCUGUGGACUGUCUCGCCAGAGUGGUGCAUGCUGUGGUUAUCCCCCGCUUGGACUGCUACACUGUGCCCUACGUAGGGUUACCUUUGAAGGUGACCCGGAAACUGCAACUAAUCCAGAAUGUGGCUGCCAGAGUGGUGACUGGGAGCGGCCGCCAGGACCAUAUAACUCCAGUCCUAAAGGACCUUCACUGACUCCCAAUGUGUUUCCGAGCAUGAUUAUUGGUGCUGAUCAUUAAAGCCCUAAAUGGCCUCGACCCUGUAUACCUGAAGAAGCGUCUCCACCUCAAUGGUCCAGCUAAAGAAUCAUUAAAGAAAACAAAAGUUCUCAGUUGAUGGAAACCACAGGAGGGUCGAGGUGCUCUACUCUUGCUUGUGGGCUUCUGUUUGGGGCAGCCGCAUGGCUGCUAUGCAGACAGGAGGCUGGACUAGACAAGGCUGGCCUGACCCAGCUGCUGAAGGGCUCUUAUGAUUUCUAAAUGGAUCCUCCAUGGACAGAGCCAGACCACCUUAGAAGAGUGGCGAACAAGAGUGGGAGAAGGCCACUGCUGUCACCUCCUCUCUGUGGGCUUCCCUUUGCGGGAACCUGGUUUUUGCUGUAAACUGCAGGAGGGGAGAGAGGACUCUGGUGCUCGAAUCCUGCUUGCUGGUUUCCCAUUGGGGCAGCAGUUUGGCCACAUGAGAACACAAUGCUGGACAAGAAGGGACACUGGCUGAUCCAACAGAUCCAACCUUCUUAGGCUAAGGAACUGCUACACCCACCCACUUUCAGACGUUGCCCACUUUUUGUGAUCAGGAGAUGUGCUGAAAAGUGUGAGAUAAGCUGUCGAAUGAUGGAAAGACAUAUAACCUCCCCUGCAAAGAAAUAAGGACAAAUGCUGUCUGAAGAACAGACAUCAAUGCAACUUCUGGAUGCUCAAUAAGCAAGUUAUCUGGAGGAGCACCUUCUCUCACACUCAGUCUUAUUAUGACAUUUGUCUCUUCCCCCACCACCACCCAUGACUCAUAAAAUCAGAGAAUUUUAGAGCUGGGUGGGACCCCGAGGGCCAUCUAGUCCAACCCCCUGCGAUGCAGAUGUCAAAUAUACAAUUAAAACAUUCCUGUACUUUUGCAGGGUCUGCAGGAAAAGGGCUGGGAGGUGGAGGCUGCACACCCAAUGGCGAAGGGAGUUCGGGCACCCAUCCAGGCAGCGGGGAGGCUGCCAGGGGUUGAGAUUUCAAAGGUCAUGGGAGUUGGGCAGGGGAGCCACAAAACCAGAGGUGCCUGUCAAUCACAGAGCUUGAGAGACAAGUCAGAUGUGAGCAGCCAGUGUGAAAAGGUCGCUCUUCAGGACAAGGCUGCAGCUAGUGUUUUUAUCUUUUUAUUUUGUGAAAGAAAGAAAGAAAGAAAGAAAGAAAGAAAGAAAGAAAGAAAGAAAGAAAGAAAUCCUCAGGGUAUCGAAGAGAGAAAAAUGCCAACCUGUUGGGCAGCAUGCUAUGGCUUAAAGGGCCCCAAGUAAGCCCAGGAAUCCUCUGACCUUGAUAUGACCCAGCAGUUACCGAUCCCAGCUGAGAAUGCCUGCCAGGCUUCAUUGCAAGGGAUCCUUUGCAGCCUCUGUUUCCAGCCAGCAGCCUGCCCAGAGCUCCAGCCAUGUCAGUGCCAUAGAACCCCCUUGGCAGUGCUGGAUUAAACCCUGUGGAGGCCCCUAGGCAGUCUCCGCCCCCUCUAGUGGGAUAACAGUGAACUAAGAAGGCUUGGUUGCAAUUGGUUGCAAAGUGACCCCUGACCAUUAGGUCCAGUUGUGAUGACUCUGGGUUUGUGGCGUUCAUCUCGCUUUACUGGCCAAGGGAGCCGGCGUACAGCUUCCGGGUCAUGUGGCCAGCAGGACUAAGCCGCUUCUGGCGAACCAGAGCAGCGCAUGGAAACGCCGUUUACCUUCCCACUGGAGCAGUACCUAUUUAUCUACUUGCACUUUGAUGUGCUUUUGAACCGCCGACCUUCUGAUCGGCAAGUCCUAGGCUCUGUGGUUAACCCACAGCGCCACCCGUGUCCCUUUUGCAAACAACUACAUGAUCUUGAAUCCUAGAUUCAUAGAGUUGGGAGGAACCCUGGGGAUCAUCUAGUCCUACCCUCUGCAGUACAGGAAUAUGCAGCUGUCCCUUAUGGGGAUUGAACCUGCAACCUUGGCAUUAUCAGCAUCUCACUCUAACCAACUGAGCUAUCACUUAAGGGCAAAUCAUUACUGUGCCCCCAGAGUCUGAUUUGAACCUAGGACCACUGUUGCUGCCUCUUUGGUUAAUUGCGUGCAUCUCCCUUUGAAUCUGCUGCAUGGCGACUUCUGAUAUUUCCCAGAGGCACUGCAUGAAAGAAUUGUGUUUGGUUUAUAAAAAGCUUGCCUUUGCUCCCACAGGCACAGAUUCCUCCCCCCUUCUUGUGUUAGCAUGAACCCCCUCCUGGCUCUAGAGAAUGGGACUGAAGGCAUGUUCGCCUUUUCCUUUCGCAGCCAUUCUCUUGAAAGCUGCCGCCUUUAAUUUUUAGCCCCGGGCUGAACCCAGGGAAUUCCCGGGGGCUGGGGAGUGAAUGUCAGUGGGACCAGCAACGGCGGCUUGCAGCAGAGAUUGUCGGUGCCGUUGCCGCUGAGCGCAUCUUGUACAAGACGGCAAAUAUUAAAGAGCAGAAAGCGCAUUAAAAUUUCAGGAGCCCCAACCCUCCGUGCAGCACAUGUUAAGCAGUGCUUCCAAAGAUGCGAGGAGGGGGAAGCAGCAAGAAUCUCUUCUCUUUCUCUGAGAGCCACUACGCAAAUGGAAAACUCUUUCCUAUAGGGGUCAAAGGGACAACGCUCACGUUGGCUGUAUCAAUCUCAGGAUCACAAACACACCUAGGCUGCCAUGGCAUGCCAUCGCCAGAACGUCAUUUAUUGCUUUAUAACAUCCAUCUCCCACCCUUCCAUCAGAAACCGGGACCUCAGAGCUGCUAGCUCCCACCCUAAAACCCUCAAGUGCUUGUAAACUAACAAAGCAGCCACAAAUGGCAGGAAAAGAACAUCAGCAGCACAGCCCAAGUCAAAUCAGGUCUAAGAGCACCCUGAUGAAACAGGUGCGAGCAUAGAUUACAUGUGCUUCUGAAUACUAUUGCCCUUAAAAAUAUUUAUUUAUAUCCAGCUCAGCCCGGAGAGCUCAGUUGGUUAGAGUGCGGUGCUGACAACGCCAAGGUUGCAGGUUCAAUCCCCACAUGGGACAGCUUCAUAUUCCAACAUUGCAAGAUCUUGGACUAGAUGAUCCAUGGGGUGCCUUCCAACUCUAUGAUUCUAUGAAAUAUCCACCUAUUUAACAGGUGAUUUACUGACUCAUUUUUGACCUGGGAUAGCUCAGUUGGUAGUACAUGAGACUAUUAAUCUCAGGGUUGUGGGUUCGAUCCACACGAUGUGCAAAAGAUUCCUGCAUUGCAGGAGGUAGGACUAGAUGGCCCUUGUGGUCCCUUCCAGCUCUACAAUGCCAUGAUUCUACAUGUGCAAAAGGGGUGGGGUUAGCCAGCUCUGGGUACUGCUACCAAAAAAACCCUGUCCCACAUUUCCUCCCGCUGCACCUCAGAUGGGGGGGGGGGGCCUGCAACUGUUUACAGGGUCUGUGCUCAAGGGCAUAGAGGGCUCUUUUAAAAACACAAGGACUAGAAGCUUAAAGCUACCUAACGGUGACUGGGAAACUACAACUAGUCUGGAAUGUGGCAGCUAGACUGGUGACUGGGAGUGGCUGUUGGGACCAUAUAACAGCAGUCCUGAAAGACCUACAUUGGCUGCCAGUAUGUUUCCGAGCACAAUUCAAAGUGUUGGUGCUGACCUUCAAAGCCCUAAACAGCCUUGGCCCUCUAUACCAGCCCAGACACAGGUCCAGCUCCGAAGGCCUUCUGGCAAUUCCCCCACUGCGAGAAGUGAGGUUACAGGGAAUCAGGCAGAGGGCCUUCUUGGCGUUGGCACCUGCCCUAUGGAAUGCCCUCCCAUCAGAUGUCAAGGAGAUAAGUAACUAUACAACCUUUUGAAGAUAUCUGAAGGCAGCCCUGUAUAGGGAAGUUUUUAAUGUUUAAUGUUUUAUAUAUGCUGGAAGCCUACCAGAGUGGCUGGGGCAACCAAUCAGGUGGAGUGGGGGUACUACUCCUACUAAAAAUAAGAAGAAGAAGAAGCAAAACAGUGCAAGAGCUGUAGGAGGAGGUUGGCAAGGAGGAGGUGAGUGUAGCAGAAGGGUAACCACCUCUGGCUUCUUUCCUUUCUCAGCUAAGAACGUCAGGAGGCUCCCUGUCCCCCUGGGUAGCAGCCCACAUCUCAGCUGCAGCUCUCUGUCCAACCUGGCCACGUCUGUCUGGACAUUCAAUGGGAGCUGCCUGCAGGACGAAGAGCCCAAAUAUCUCUUCCACGCCAGGGGACUGGUCGUGUUUAACAUGACGGCUUCUGACACCGGCCUUUACGAGUGCCAGUCUGUUGAGACAUCCAACGGAAGAGAAUUCCGCAUCUCCAUGUCCACCUAUUUCCUUUACCUCCAGCAAGAGAGCAGCUUCGCUGUGGCUCCCAAGGGCGAUCCAUCAAAUCGGAAGUGUGCCGUCUCUGCAGCUCCAAAGUCGCAGCCCUUGGCGUCUCUCCAGACGGAGGAUCCGGCAAGGCUGGAGCGACCCCAGAGAGUCCAAGGGCUCUCGUUCACAUUGGUGCUUUGGGGGGCAGCCUUUGCCCUGCUUUUCCUUUCCUUGCUCUCCUGGAACCUUUACGAGGGCCACCUCUCUCUCCCCUGGAAAAGUGUGUGGAGCAGGAGGUCAGAAAUGGUGGAUGCCCUUGGGGCAGCGAGUCCUGAGCCAGAGCCAGAGCAAACAGUCUUGAUUCAGGGAAGCUUGGCCGCCUGUCCCAUCUCCGGCUCGGCCAGCGAAUCAGCCCUGCUGGCAAGCUCACCCCAAGAGGCAUGCAGCGCAAAGGCAAAGCAGACCACCAGCCUCGCCGCGGGCAGGGCGGCCUGCUGUUCUUCAAACUGCCUGGUCAGCAAAGUCCAGCUCACUGAUGAAGAAGGCCUUUCAGCAUGACGGCCUUGGCAGAGGGUCCGCACCACGGAAAUCCCACGAACUGUCCCAUUGUGUGCCCAGGACGCCCAUUUUCAGAGGGUUUGGAAAAUAAAAAUGUAAAGUUUAUGCCAAGCUGCCUUUCUUUAAUGUUAACUCAGCAGCUUGAUUCCCACGUCGUUAGGCUGCCGUUGUGUCCAUUGGGCAAAACUGUG